AUGUUCUUCUUCUUCGUGUGCGGCGAGCACACUUUCCGCAAGGAAGUACCAGGCUAUGAGGGCAUGGUAUGCCAAUGUCACCACUGUGGUAACAUGGCUGCGCAUGUGCAGAAGAGCAAUCCUUGGUUUACAUUCUGCUGGAUUCCGCUCAUUCCUUUGUCCAUCUCCGGCUACACCGAUGUCGCAUGCCGAAUCUGCAACUUUCAUCAACCGUUAGAGAAUCGCCCCGAUGUAAAGGCCAUGGCGAACGGCGGAGGACCACCACAGCAGCAAUGGGGACCUCCCCAAGGCGCACCUCAAGGGCAACAGCCUAUGCGAUAUGGUUAA
Messenger RNA from Fusarium graminearum PH-1, 327 nucleotides. RefSeq lists its product as uncharacterized. The record is from RefSeq and is a predicted model, not a curated record. The transcript has 2 exons. Bases 1 to 327 code for a protein of 108 amino acids. NCBI's taxonomy places the organism in Eukaryota, Fungi, Ascomycota, Sordariomycetes, Hypocreales, Nectriaceae.